AUGGAAGGAAAUUCAAAAGGUGAGAAAUCACCAGAAUAUAUCCUAACAGAUCUUUCUUCAAAUAAAGAUAAUAUUUCAUUUCAACGUAGUGAUGAUGGACAUUUAGAAGAAUCAAAGACGGGCCUAGUUAAUAGAUUUGUCGAUUCAUUUAGAAGAGCUAAAGCACAACCAGGUGAAGAUGAAACGAAUGAUUUAGAAGAUGGUAUACAAAGUCUCGCGUCAAAUACUCAAAUGAAAAAAGCAAUGAAGUCUCGUCAUGUUAUUAUGAUGUCCUUAGGUACAGGUAUUGGUACUGGUUUAUUAGUCGCAAAUGCUUCUUCUUUAUCUAGAUCUGGUCCUGCUCCUUUAGUUAUUGCUUACGGUUUAGUCUCUUUCGUUACAUAUUUUAUGAUUCAAGCUGCAGGUGAAAUGGCCGUCACUUAUCCAACUUUGCCAGGUAACUUUAACUCAUAUCAAUCUAUCUUUAUCUCAAAACCUUAUGGUUUUGCCACUGUUUGGUUAUUUUGUAUUCAAUGGGUUACUGUCUUACCAUUAGAAUUGAUUACAACUUCAUUAACUAUUAAAUAUUGGAAUGAUAAAAUUUCACCUGCUGUAUUUGUGGUCAUUUUCUACAUUUUCUUAUUAUUUAUUCAUUUCUUUGGUGUUAAAGCUUAUGGUGAAGCAGAAUUUAUUUUCAAUUCUUGUAAAAUUUUAAUGGUUUGUGGGUUUAUCAUCUUUUCAAUUGUUUUGAAUUGUGGUGGUGCAGGUGAUUCAGGUUAUAUUGGUGGUAAGUAUUGGCAUGAUCCUGGUGCUUUCACGUCACAUACUGGUAUUGGUAGAUUUAAAGGUAUUUGUUAUGUCCUUGUAACAGCUUAUUUCUCCUAUGGUGGUACUGAAUUAUAUGUUUUAUCAGUCAAUGAACAAGAAAAUCCAAGAAAAUCUACCCCGGCUGCUGCAAAACAAUCGAUUUAUCGUAUUUUAAUUAUUUAUCUAUUAACUAUGAUUUUAAUUGGUUUUAACGUUCCUCAUAAUUCUGAUCAAUUAAUGGGUUCAGGUGGUUCUUCCACACAUGCAUCUCCUUAUGUCUUGGCUGCUUCAAUCCAUCACGUUAAAGGUAUUCCUCAUAUUAUCAAUGCAGUUAUUCUAAUAUCUGUUGUCUCUGUCGCAAAUUCUGCUUUAUAUGCAGCUCCAAGAUUAUUAUGUUCGUUAGCUAAACAAGGUUACGCUCCAAAAUAUUUGGAUUAUGUUGAUCGUGAAGGUAGACCUUUAAGAGCUUUAUGUGCUUGUGCCGUCUUUGGUGUCAUUGGUUUUGCUGCUGCAUCUCAACAAGAAGAACAAGUGUUUACUUGGUUGGCUGCCAUUGCAGGUCUUUCUGAAUUAUUCACAUGGUCAGGUAUUCUAUUAUCUCAUUUUAGAUUUAGAUGUGCUAUGGAAAUUCAAGGUAGAGAUCUUUCAGAAUUGGGUUAUAAAUCAACAGUCGGGAAAUGGGGGUCUCUAUAUGGUGUCUUCUUUAAUAUCCUUGUGUUUAUUGCACAAUUCUGGGUAGCUAUUUCACCUCCAGGUGUAUCCAAAAUCACCGCUGAAGGGUUUUUCCAAAGUUAUUUAGCUUUACCAAUUUGGUUCGCAGGUUAUUUCGGUUAUAUGUUUUAUAAACGUGAUUUCACAUUCUUAACACCAUUAGAUAAAAUCGAUUUGGAUAAUCAUAGAAGAAUUUAUGACCCUGAUUUCUUAAGACAAGAAGAUGAAGAAAAUAAAGAAAGAUUAAGAAAUUCUGGUGUAACGGCAAGAAUAAUAAAUUGGUGGUGUUAA
This is a messenger RNA of Maudiozyma barnettii, 1788 nucleotides long. RefSeq names its product amino acid transporter BAP3 (gene BAP3). The coding region runs from base 1 to 1788 and encodes 595 amino acids. The transcript has a single exon. Gene Ontology annotation, cellular component: membrane. Gene Ontology annotation, molecular function: amino acid transmembrane transporter activity. Lineage: Eukaryota; Fungi; Ascomycota; Saccharomycetes; Saccharomycetales; Saccharomycetaceae. The record is from RefSeq and is a predicted model, not a curated record. Gene Ontology annotation, biological process: amino acid transmembrane transport.